Molecule: messenger RNA, 378 nt
Organism: Cylindrotheca closterium
Lineage: Eukaryota; Bacillariophyta; Bacillariophyceae; Bacillariales; Bacillariaceae
Source: the annotation of a GenBank genome assembly
AUGUGUCAACGACCAGUAUUCCCGGUCGCUUCCGCCUCCUCUAGCCUAGCGAAACAGCUCACAACGGCAGUGGCACCCAGGACUACAGAACUUACUUCCAACAAUCUCAUUCGAACAGCCACCAAUCCAGAUUCGGCUGCUGGAAAGCGAGUUCGAUUUGAGCCACCUUGUACGCUGAAUUCCUUUUCAGAGCCAACCUAUUCACUGUGUGAUGAAGACAAGGAAUCCAUGUGGUGGACUCGCGAAGAACUGACUCUUCUUUCACCAUCACCAAAAUCCGUGGUUUCAGAUCCAUCAGUGCCCAUGUGUCUGAUUUUGUUUAUGAUUUCGAAUCUUUCCAUUCUAUCCAUUGCUGCCUGUGUCAUGGCACUGGACUGA